ACCAAACAGCUCCUCCUCUGAGGGAUCAGACUCCUGCAGGAGCUGAGGAGAGACAUAAAGCUGCUUUUUACUUUAAAAUAACUAGUUUGUGUUUAAUUGUUUUUAUUGUAAUUCUAAAACUCUAUGAAAAUAUUUGGAUGAAGAUGGAGAAGUUAUCAAAAAGCUGAAGGCAGGAUAUUUCCCCACUUUUUUAUUUUUUUUUAUUUCCUGCAGUUUUGUCUUUCCAGUGAUGGAGCUGGACCUGGACCUGGUUCCGCUCGCGGUUCUGCACAGACACGGUGGGGUGAACCAGCUCGGCGGGGUCUUCAUCAACGGCCGACCCUUGCCGCACGAGCUGCGGCAGCGCAUCGUGGAGCUCGCGCGGCGCGGCGCGCGACCCUGCGAGAUCUCGCGGCGCCUGCGCGUCAGCCACGGCUGUGUCAGCAAAAUCCUGCACAGGUACAAUGAGACGGGAAGCGUCCGACCAGGUCUGAUCGGGGGCUCCAAGCCCAAAGUGGCCACACCCACGGUGGUGCAAAAGAUGCUGCAGCUGAAGCGCAACAGCCCCACCAUGUUCGCCUGGGAGAUCCGAGACAGGCUGGUGCUGGAGGGGGUGUGUGACGACGACAACGUGCCCAGCGUCAGCUCAGUCAACAGGAUCAUCAGAAACAAAAUCCGAUCCACGUCCUGUGAAGUCACAUCAUCUGUUUCUGUGGCAGCGGAGUGUUCCUCAGAGUCCAGGUUUUCAAUAAGUGGGAUUCUGGGAAUCAGAAAAUACAUCAAACACAAAGAAGGAGGGGACUUUUCCUGCUGUGAACGCCACGACCAGCAGCAAUCCCGCUGUGACACGUGGGAACAGUUUGACCCCAGCCCGACUUUUCACCCCCGACUGGAAGCUGAUUAUAACUCAGACCCGUCAGGGCCUUCAGGUCAUAACUGAAGAAAGAAAAUCAAUAUCAAGAAAACAAGGAAGUUAAAAGUCCAGCAUUCCUCAAAAGAAUGCU
Molecule: messenger RNA, 983 nt
Organism: Austrofundulus limnaeus
Lineage: Eukaryota; Metazoa; Chordata; Actinopteri; Cyprinodontiformes; Rivulidae
Product: paired box protein Pax-5
Exons: 7
Coding region: 230-919 (229 amino acids)
Biological process (GO): anatomical structure development; regulation of transcription by RNA polymerase II
Molecular function (GO): RNA polymerase II cis-regulatory region sequence-specific DNA binding; DNA-binding transcription factor activity, RNA polymerase II-specific
Source: RefSeq, a predicted model, not a curated record